Messenger RNA from Peniophora sp. CBMAI 1063, 1209 nucleotides. NCBI's taxonomy places the organism in Eukaryota, Fungi, Basidiomycota, Agaricomycetes, Russulales, Peniophoraceae. The record is from the annotation of a GenBank genome assembly.
AUGCAGGCGUCAGCACCGUGGCCUCCAACUCUCGAGAAGAGCGAGAAGAGCAAGGAACUCAAUGGCGAGCACCCUGAAUCUCCACUACCGCCUCCGGCGUAUACACUUGUCAUGGAGGACGAUCCUAGGGCUGGUAGCCCGUCCAUGUCCUCAUCGAGUCUACCUGCACCCGCACCAGGGCCGUCCGGCUUCGCGGCACACACUCUACCCUCCGGUUCUCGCAGACAACCCCCUCCCAAUUCGCUCUCGCCUCCUCCUCGCCUCGGGAGUAUGCCGCAAUCAGGCUCUCUGCCAAGCUCUCCGUCAUUCUACCAUUCAACGAUACCUCACAGUCGCUCCAUGGUGUCCAUGGACGGCCACCGAGCCGAGAUUCAGGACGACACGGGUAGACCUGAUCAAGAUAAAUCACUUCCCCGCCCACCUACCGUAGAAACGACGUACCGCCGCUCCGAGUCUUUCGCAUCCUCUCCACCGAGACAACGUGCUCUAUCUGAGGCGCCUCCACGGCGAUCCGAUUCCUCGCGACCGCACGCGCUGCUAGAUGCACCAGUCGUGAACGGCUUGCACAUCAACUCACCGCGGGAUCCCAUUUCUGGGUCUUGGCGCUUGGACCCAAGUCUCGUGCCCAUAGGUGCAGCGCCCAAGCACAGCAAGAGGCGUCCAAAGAGCAAUCGCAAGGCCAUGGGCGAUACGCCUCAGUUCUCUCUUGAGACGACCGACAAACCUAUAUCAGCCAAUCUAGCCAUCAUUGGCCGACCAGGCGAUGAAGCUCGCAAGGGAGUCAUUCAUAUCACAACCAAGGCGGGCGAAGUGCGAGUCGAUGUGCAGGAGAAGACUGUAGGGCGCUUCUUCGAUCUCGACAUCUACAACAAAGAAGGCGAUACAAAGCUGUUCUUGCCUCAAGGCUUCAUGGGUGUCGUCGAACUCUACUUCAAGAAGGGGAAACUGGAGCUGCGCGAUGCUCUCAGUCGCGACCUGCGCACCCUGCGCACGACCGAGACCGAGACGCUUCUACUUGUCGGUAAAGGCGCCAUGGCCGAUCAGCAUGAGCAUGCUGACUACGUGCGGUGCGAGGUUCGCGACGGCAAGCUCAUCCUCGGUCGCACUGCAGAUGAUGAUUUCGAGGUGCCCGUACUGGGCUUUUGGUCCAAGAUGUUCUCGAAGAAGCACAGCGAGACCAAGUCGACCGAGAAAGUUACGCUCACAUGA